Messenger RNA from Gambusia affinis (western mosquitofish), 5151 nucleotides. RefSeq names its product FYVE, RhoGEF and PH domain containing 4a (gene fgd4a). The coding region runs from base 250 to 2844 and encodes 864 amino acids. The transcript has 18 exons. Gene Ontology annotation, biological process: filopodium assembly; cytoskeleton organization. The record is from RefSeq and is a predicted model, not a curated record. NCBI's taxonomy places the organism in Eukaryota, Metazoa, Chordata, Actinopteri, Cyprinodontiformes, Poeciliidae. Gene Ontology annotation, molecular function: guanyl-nucleotide exchange factor activity; zinc ion binding. Gene Ontology annotation, cellular component: cytoplasm.
UGACUUUGGAGGGAGACCAGGACCAAGCUGGCCCGCGGGAAGCCGCUCUCUGAGCUCCUGAGGGUGUCGCUGGUUGGACCCGGACGGACCCGAACGGACCCGAACGGACCAGUGACGGGGACGCGCAUGGAGCCGACGCCGCUCGGCUUUGGAUUUGCUGGGAAGAAGGGGGCGCGUUUCUGAAAACAUACUUUUAUUUUCGGUCUUUGUUCGACCUCACAGUGAAAUCCUCAGAAUCGGUCAGUCUGAAUGAUCGAGCGGGUCAUGGAUGAGGGGAAAAUGGAGAGCUUCAACCGGGUCGCCUUUCGGAGGAAGCAGCGCAGUCUGGACAUGGGGCAUCGACGGGCCACAGAAAGGAAAGGCAAAACUCCAUGCUACCAGACCAGAAGCGCUGAUGAUGAGACCUGCAUAGCGGUGAAAAUCGACCAGUCCAGAGCUCUAGGCUGCAGCUCGCCGAGGAAAGCCAGCGGCGGCUCGCCCAUCCUGCAGGAGUGUCUGAAUCGGGCGAUUAGGGGGGCAGCUGACAGGACGAGGGGAGGGGUCAAUGGAAGAGUACCUGGAAGCAGGACUCUGCUACAAACUAAACCAAAAGUGCCACCAAAGCCGGAGCACCUGCUGAGUCCAGUGUCUCCUCUGCAGCCGCCGGGCAGCGUCCAGAAAUCCCCGCUGAGAUUCAUCAUGGAGGACGGAGGAGGGAAGCCGACCACCACGCCGCGCGACAGGGUCAAACCGUCCAAGGUGUCGGACCUGAUCAGCCGCUUUGAGGAGAACCGCAGCGCAGACAACAAGAGAGACGGCUCGGCGCUCAAACAGACCAGCAAGGUGUCCAGCUGCAGCUCGGCUCUCCGUGUCUGCCAGCGGGCCGACAUCAGCAAGAUUCAGGAGAAGUUCUCGUCCGCGGCGGCCGCGACGCAGGAUGCCAAGAGGCCAGCGGCUAACGGGGUGCUAGCACAGAUGGAGCAGGACAAGGAGACGGAGGAGGAGACGCACCACAGCGUGAGGACAGAGACUGCUGAGCUCGUAAACGGAGAUUUGGAAAGAGCAGAUGACGUGGACGAUCAUUCAGCUUCACAGCACUCGGACAGGACCGGCGCUGAGAAUGAGGACAGGGAGAAAACAGCCGAGAUUCUGCAGAAGAGUGAAGAGGGACACUCUGAGCAAAAGGAGACGAACGAGCAGAAGCUGUUUAAGAUCGCCAGUGAGCUGCUGCACACGGAGAAGGCGUACGUGGCCCGACUCAACCUGCUGGACCAGGUGUUCUGCACCAAGAUGAUGGAGGAGGCGAAUAAAGGCACUUUCCCUCUGGAUGUGGUGAAGAACAUCUUCUCCAACAUCACCUCCAUCCACGCCUUCCACAGCCAGUUUCUGCUUCCUGAUCUGGAGAAACGCAUGGGGGAAUGGGCGUCCACACCGCGGAUCGGCGACAUCCUGCAGAAACUCACCCCCUUCCUCAAAAUGUACGCCGAGUACGUGAAGAACUUUGACAAGGCCAUGGAGUUGCUGAAGCAGUGGACCGACCGCUCGCCGCCGUUCAAGGCCAUCAUUCAGGAGAUUCAGAGUCAGGAGAUCUGCGGCAGCCUGACGCUGCAGCAUCACAUGUUGGAGCCGGUGCAGAGAGUUCCCCGAUACGAGAUGCUGCUGAAGGAUUACCUGAAGAAGCUUCCUCAGAACGACCCGGACCGCGGCGACGCAGAAAAAUCAUUAGAAAUCAUCGCCACAGCAGCCACCCACUCCAACAGCGCCAUUAGGAAAUCUGAAAACCUGAAGAAGCUGAUGGAGAUUUACGAGAUGCUGGGUGAAGAGGAGGACAUCGUUCAUCCAUCCAACGAAUUCAUCAAGGAGGGCCACAUCAUGAAGCUGGCAGCCAGAAACACCUCCACCAUGGACAGAUACCUGUUCCUGUUCAACAACAUGCUGUUGUACUGCGUGCCUAAAUUCAGCCUGGGCGGACCCAAAUACACGGUGCGGACCCGGAUCGGGAUCGACGGCAUGAAGGUUCUGGAAACCAGCAACGAGGAUCAUCCUCACACCUUCCAGGUGUCGGGCAAAGAACGGACGCUGGAGCUCCAGGCCAGCUCAGAGCAAGACAAGGCAGGAUGGAUCAAGGCUUUCCGGGAGACCAUAGAUAUCUUCCAGCAGAAGAACGAGUCGUUCAAGCACGCUCUGAAGGACGUGGAGGAAGUUUCGAAAGCUGAGCUGGGGAAGCGGGCUCCUCGCUGGAUUCGUGACAAUGAAGUGACCAUGUGCAUGAAGUGCAGGGAGCCUUUCAACGCCAUCACCCGGCGGCGGCAUCACUGCAGAGCCUGCGGAUACGUGGUUUGCUGGAAAUGCUCAGACAACAAGGCACACCUUGAAUACGACAACUACAAGGUGAACAAAGUCUGCAAAGACUGCUACUCCAUCCUGACAGGAGAAAGGGAAGUGGUCACCGAGGGUCGAAGGAAGGGCAUCCUGGAGAUCGAGGCGGCUCAGUUCACAGAAAGCAGCAUCAUGUCCGGCUUCCUGCAGCACUCUGAGAAAGGAGGCAAGCUGUGGCAGCGGGUCUGGUGUGUGAUCCCAGAGAAAGAGUGUCUGGUGCUCUACCUGUACGGAGCUCCACAGGAUGUGAAGGCACUGUGCACCAUCCCGCUGCUGGGCUACACGGUGGAGGACGCCGACACGCCGGCCAGCUUCCGCCUGUCCCAGUCCAAGUCUGUCCAAACCUUUGCUGCUGAGAGCGAGGAGCUGAAGCAGCGCUGGCUGAAGGUCAUCCGAGUGGCGGUGACCGGAGAGAUGCCGGCGCGGCCCGAAACCAACGGCGGCGAGAGCAGCGGCGAGCAGGAAGCUAAUCCUGACGACACCUAGGAGGGUCGCCCGCUCACUCGGCCUGCUGCAGGACUUUCCUCCGCGUCCAGCCUGCUGCCAGACUGUCCUGGACCCAAAGAUGUUCUCUGUCCGGUCCUCCAGAACGCAGUGGGGCGACGGGAUGCCGUCUCCAGGGUUUUCUCCUGCUAUCUGUGCUGGAUUACUGACGUUUCUGGUACAAUCAACACUAGAGCAGGGGGGCUUCGAGACGCACGUCCUGCCCUCAGACGAGCACUAGACAGAAAAACUCAAACUCAGUCUUUCAGGAGGCGUCCAGGAUGAGACUCAAACUACGUCUGCUGGUGCCGUAAAUCUCUUUCUUGUACAGAACGCUUUUUUAUAUAAAAAAAAAAUAACUUUUUUCAUUUAUGUACAAAAUUCAGUCUCAAGCUUUUCUGUUAUGAAAAGGAGGAACUUCUAAACAUCAUCGAAAAUAUUCACAGUAUUCCCUCUGAUUGGAGCGCUGAAGGAGAACUUCUUUAAAACGAAGAACAUGAAGCUGGAUUCUCUCCUCUCUUCACUCAAUCUGCUAAAACAAGAGACAAACAAAAAUUAUGUGAUGGGAUUAAAAAAUAUAUUUAUUACAUAUUAUUUGGAGCAUGGUAAGCCUGUGCUUUAAAUAAUUAAACCUUCAUUAGCAAAAUAAAUGGGAUUUUUUUUGUUGUUAAAAUCUUGUCUCAUUUUCCCAUUAAGCAUGUAAUCACAUUGUAUUUGUUUAAAAAUUCAAGUGAAAAAAUGUUAAGAAAAACAUUUCUGCUGUAAUCAAAAGCUUCUUUACUGUAAAAUAUCCCAAUUUUUAUAUCACUACUUAAGUUUAAUGAGGUGUAUCUAAAGAUAAGAAAGUUUAACAUCAACAGGUUGACACUAGACAGGCUCUCCAACGUCUUUCAGCCAAGAUUCUCAAUUCAAAAAUAAUCUUAAAUUAUGGAAUAAAUAGACAUAAGCUAACAUGUAUGUGUAGCUCAACAUGUUUGAGCUUUACAUACAUGUUAAUCUAUCUGAGCUAUGCAGAUUCACAAUCUGAUGGCUGAACAGACCCUUAAUCCGUUCAGCCAUCAGAUUGGGUUUCUUGGGUUUUCUUUGUAUCUGUGCUGCUGCUACGUGUUUAGCAUUGAGGUGCUAUUUUAGGCUAGCAUAGCUUUGCUGACAGGCUAACUGCUUUUAGUACAACUUGAAGACAACAAUAGUAUUUUCCAGCGUCCAAUCAGAUCAGUUUAGAAGUUGAAAUUAACCGAGAGCAGCGGCUUUGUUCUCCAGCGCUGUUGUUUUGCGGACGUUGCUUGUGCGUCAGAUUUACGGGCGUACCAGAAACAUAUUCCGCUCGGAACAUUUGUAAAAACUUUAGUGAAAAAUGUUAAAGCAAAAAUCUAUGUACUCAAAUAACUGAAAUUAACGCGUUGAAGUCCCUGCUGCAUAUUAAACAUGUUUGAAUACAAAAGUGAGAGCAUAAUGAUGCCACUGCCGUAAACAAACAGCAUAAAAUGCAUAACUUUUCAACAUUUUUUGCUCACUUAUUGGAUUGGAUUCAUGUUAAUGUUUAUUUAAAGACUUAUUAACAUUGAAACUAAUACCGUAAAAUAUCAACUCUAAGGACCCCGACAUCGAAAACCUCUGCAGAUCACGUCAUUUUACCUGUUUGUCUCUCCGAUUCAGAUUUAGCUGCUCGAGCAUUAACUUUCAAGUUUGACCGGAUAUGACGCAACGUCUGCGGAAAUUAAUAUCUCCACGUUACUAAUGGCAGGAAUUGACAGAAAGUCCUUUAGAGAAAUCAUCAUAACUAUUGAACGUAUUUGAUUUAAAUUUAUGUUGCCGUUUGUAUCAAAAUAUCAAUUUAGUAUUUUAACCAAGGCUAGAGGGAGAGAAAUGGUUUUGUCUUAACGUUUCGGUGUGAUGAUGAAGCAGCACAAUCAGACACAACCAGCCGAUGAAACAAGUGUAAAUGUUUUUACUGCUGUAAUUAUUUUUUAUUUAAAGUAAUUUAUAGACUAUGAUGGACUGUUGAAUGCAGCACAAACUUGUUCCUUCAGUCAGCUGAGGAAUGCAACCCACCGGUCAAAUGGCCGCCAACAUUGACUUUGAGGGGAAAUGUGCCAAUUUUUUAUUUUUGCUCAUCCCUGAAUCGUUCCCCUCCGCACUAUUCAAAUAAAGCAAAAACAAUAGAGCACAAACCCUGUGAUGAAUCUGAAUGUAAAUCUAUACUUCUGUCUUCAUCGCCUUCCCAAACGUUUGAGAAUCUACGCACUUUACACCCUGAAAGAAAACUAAAGUGUACCUGCAAAGAAAAUAAAAGACAUCCAGUGGUCUGUG